UGCAGGAAACUUGUAACGUUCUUCUGGCAUAUUGACAGUCAGGAAAGAGCUUACAUUUACAUGUUUAUGUUGCACGAAGAAAAAGGACUUUUUUAAAAGGAGAAGGCAAAUGUGCAGAGAGCGGCCAAGUUAAUCAAGUUCAGAUUCAAAAUAGAUUUGGGGAAGACAUGGCUCCCAUCGCUUCUGAUUUAACAAAAGAGCAAAGAAAGCAGCUCUGUGACCUGCUGGGGAACGUUGAACUGACUCUUCUCUACAAAGCUUCUGUUCAUGGAUAUAAUGCUUCUGCCUUCCAUCAGCGAUGUGACCAUCAGGGUCCCACAUUACUUGUAGCCUAUAACAGAUCAGGCUACAUCUUUGGUGGAUACACUAGUGUAGAUUAUACUCAAAGUGGACAGCAAAUUACAGAUGAGGAAGCUUUCCUGUUCAGCAUUCGAGGUGGAACCCCUGUUCGCAUUAAAGUUAACAGUUAUAAUGCACGUCUUGAUGACGCUGAAGGACCCAACUUUGGCCAACAGUUGUACUUUUGCCACAAAAAUCAACCAGUUGUAUAUGAGAAAGUGAAUCAGAGUUGGUAUCAACCAUUCAAUACUUUAAAGUUAUGUGGGAAUGACACUGAACUGACUGAAUGUGAGGUGUACAAAGUCAACCAGACCCUUCAGGUCAGUUUCAAAGAGAAGCCAUGGAGGAAUAUUCUUUGGACACCUGAACGAAGAGAAGAACUCAUGGUUUUGAUCAGGAAUCAUAAACCCCUGAUGACGUCUGUGAGUCGGGUCAGAAUCCUAAUGAUAGGUCCUGUAGGUGCUGGAAAAUCCAGUUUCUUCAACUCCAUCAACUCCGUCUUCAUGGGCCACGUGACCAGCAAAGCCAUGUCAGGAUCUGCAGGCACUAGUCUGACCACACAGUUUCGCACAUACCCAGUGAAAGACGGUCGUGAGAGAAAGCCAUUGCCAUUUGUGUUGUGUGACACCAUGGGACUCGAGGAGCAAUCAGGUGCAGGACUGGAUAUUGAUGACAUCAGCAGCAUUCUUCAAGGUCUCAUACCAGACCGCUAUAAAUUCAACCCCAAAUCACCAUUUCAACCGGAUGAGCAAAAGGCCUCCAGACCUGCAUCUCUACAGGAGAAGAUCCACUGUGUGGUGUAUGUGAUCGACGGCACCAAAAUCUCCAUAAUGUCUGACCAACUAGAGGAAAAACUCAGUUCUGUACGUAGUCUAUUGAACUCAGUGGCGAUUCCUCAGAUGGUCUUGAUGACGAAAGUAGAUGAAACAUGUCCUCAUGUGCAGAAUGACCUUGAAAAUAUUUAUGCCAGUUCCUACAUCAAGAUGAAGGUGCAGGAGGUGAGCUCUCGGUUGGGUGUGCCGGUGUCUUGUGUGUUACCGGUGAAGAACUACAGUCAGGAGCUGGAGCUGGAGCUGAAAUGUGACAUCCUGCUUCUCAAUGCUAUACAGCAGAUGCUUCGCUUUGCAGACGACUAUUUUGAUGAUAUUGAUACCAUUUAGGCCAUAUAAAGUGCAUAUAUAGGGGUUUAUACCUCUUGAUCAGCACAAGGAUUCAUCUUAAAUCAGAUGAUUCAAGAUUUCUGUUUGUCCAUUUUAGAUCCUUCAUAAUCAUACAUAAUAUCCAUUUAAGAAAAUGGUGGGAAAUGCAAAGUUCAUAUAUCACUUAAGCUGCACAUUUCAUGAUGAUUUUGUUAUUGUAUAUAUUUGACAUUGUUGCUUUUGUAGACAGGUUUAUAGAAUAAUAAUAGAAUGAUAUGUUAGGACUAAUUCAAGAUGCUAAAAUCUAUAUACGGUAAACAUUAUUUUAAAAAGUGCUUCUAUUGAUAAACUUAAGCUCGUUUUUUUUAUUUUGUGCUUUAAGCUUGAAAGUUUCUUUCAGGACUGUUCAAGAUUAAAAUAAACAACAAUUAAUUCUA
Molecule: messenger RNA, 1915 nt
Organism: Rhinichthys klamathensis goyatoka
Lineage: Eukaryota; Metazoa; Chordata; Actinopteri; Cypriniformes; Leuciscidae
Product: interferon-induced protein 44-like
Exons: 10
Coding region: 168-1499 (443 amino acids)
Molecular function (GO): GTP binding
Source: RefSeq, a predicted model, not a curated record